AUGUUAAGGCAGAACUUAAGGCGAAACUUGAACCGGGUAUUUGUGCGGCAUUUUGCCUCCAAUACUUCUUCAGCAUUGAGCAAAUACCCAGUGUCAUCUCGAUUACAUGGAUUUGAAAUCAUGAACACCACCACGAUACCUGAAUUUUCGUUGGUUGCCGUAUUGCUAAAACACGAAGCCACUGGUGCUCAGCAUUUACAUUUGGAUUCGGCCACCGACAACAACAACGUCUUUUCAAUAGCGUUCAAAACAAACCCACCAGAUGCCACAGGAGUUCCUCACAUAUUGGAACACACCACCUUGUGUGGUUCCAAGAAAUACCCAGUUCGAGACCCAUUUUUCAAAAUGACUAAUCGAAGCUUGAGUAAUUUCAUGAAUGCAAUGACGGGGCAUGACUAUACCUUUUAUCCAUUUGCAACGACUAACUCGAAAGAUUUUGAAAAUUUGAUGGAUGUGUAUCUUUCGUCAGUCCUUGAACCAUUGUUGAACCGCAACGAUUUUAUUCAAGAAGGAUGGAGGUUGGAAAACUCUGUGUUGGAGGACAUUAAAAGUAAUCUUGAAUUCAAGGGUGUUGUUUACAAUGAGAUGAAAGGGCAGUACUCAAAUUCAAUGUACUACUUUUACAUCCGGUUUUUGGAGUCGAUAUAUCCAACAUUGAACAACUCAGGGGGUGACCCUACAAAGAUGACAAAUUUGACAUAUGAAGAACUACUUGACUUUCACAAGCGCAAUUAUCAUCCAUCGAAUGCAAAGACUUUUACAUAUGGAAAUUUGCCAUUGGAGGGACAUUUACGUCGCCUUGAUGAUUACUUUAAAGACUUCACAAAGAGGUCAGUUGGUGUGGACGUGAAAGAGCCAAUUUUUGUAACUGAUCCAGAACAAGUUUACGAAGUUACUGUGCCUGGUCCCUUUGAUUCAAUGGUUAACAAGGACAUAUCUGAGCAAUACAAUGCAUCAAUCACUUGGUAUUUGGGAGAUCCGUUGGAUCCACUGCAGUAUUACAAUUUGUUCAAAUGGAAAAUACUCGCGUCUUUAUUAUUUGAUGGCCAUAACUCGCCCCUUUAUCAAGAGUUAAUUGAAAGUGGGUUUUCCGAAGAUUUUUCUGCAAAUUCAGGCUUGGAUUCGACAACUGCGCUUUUUUCACUUACAGUUGGUCUUAAUUACUUGACUAAGGAGAAGGUGAAAAGCUUGGAAUCGGUGAUUACCAACACCAUCAAAGACAAGGUAAUUCCAAAGUUGAAAGAGAACGAUCCUGCAUACAAUGAUAGAGUGGAGGCAUUAUUGCAUCAAAUUGAGUUGGGAUUCAAGAGACAUAAACCUGAAUUUGGAUUCAGCUUGUUGAGCUCACUAGUGCCAUCUUGGGUAAAUGGUGCGGAUCCGUUGAAAGUCCUUACUGUAGAGGAAAUUUUGACUAAAUUCAAAAAUGAAUACGCAAAGAGAGGAUUGGCAAUGUUUAAAGAGUUGUUGGAUGACACGUUGUUGAAUGACGCAACAAAGAAGUUUAAAUUCACUAUGGAACCAAAACAAGAUUUUGCCAAGCAGUUGAGUCAAGUUGAGAGUGAAAAUUUACAAAAUAAGGUGAAGAGUUUGACCGAAGAAGAUCGGAAACAGAUCUUUGAUAGGAAUAUAGAAUUGGCAAACUCGCAAAGCGAGGAACAGAAUGCAGAUGUGUUGCCCUCCUUGACAGUGGAGGAUAUCUCCAAAAAGGGAACUUUUUAUGACAUUGCAGUGACGCGUGCCAACAAUAAGGACAUAUAUGCAAGAAUUGUUGAUACCAAUGGACUAGUAUACGUGAAUGCGUUGAAGGAAAUACCUUUUUUGCCGACCAAAUACUACAAGUACCUUCCGUUGUUCAACAGCUGUUUAACCAAUCUUGCCGGUACAACAGAAACAUCCAUCACUGAUCUUGAAACAAGAAUCCAAUUGGUGACUGGCGGGGUCUCAUUCAAUCACAAGAUUUCACCUGACCCUUACAAUAUAAACCUGAUGAAGUUGCAAUACCUGUUGGGUGGGGUAGCUUUGAAAGAAAAUGCAGCCAACAUCUACCAAUUAUGGCGUGAAAUCCUUCAAGACACUCGCUUUAGUGACGAUGAAGAUGUUUUGGAUAAGCUCAACACUUUGAUCAAAAACUUGGGCCAGAAUCAAAUCAAUGCCGUGGCUGAGAGUGGCCAUUCGUAUGCAUGUGGAGUCAGCAACUCCAAAAUCACACCUGCCAAGUACAUCAAGCAAGUUACAGGAGGCUUGGAACAGGUUCAAUUUGUGAUGGAGAUGAACCGGGAACUCGAAAGUAAAGGAAAAGAUUAUUUACGGGAUGAGGUUUUGCCGGUUUUGAGGAAGAUGAAAGAGAGUAUAUUGCAAGGUGAUUUCAAGUACAGGGUAGUUGGAGACUCUGAAACUGUCAAAGAGAAUGAGGUUUUGAUUGGCAAAUUUGAUGAGCAAAUGUCGUCACCCACGGUGAAAACACCUCUUGCAACAGAAGGUCUUGAUUCAUUGCUUGAGUCAUUCAAGUACAAUCAUACCUCGGAGAAGCAGUUGGUGAAUUUGCCAUUCCAAGUAGGGUAUUCGUGUUUGGCGAAAAAGGGUACAUCCUUUGCGUCCAAAGAAGGCGCUGCUUUACAGAUUUUAUCCCAGUUGUACACAUUCAAAAACUUGCAUUCCAAGAUUAGAGAAGCCAAUGGAGCUUAUGGUGGUGGGUUGACGUACGACGGGUUGGGUGGAACACUUGAUUUCUACUCAUAUAGAGACCCCAAUCCAAUCAAAUCCAUCCAAACAUUUGAAGAAUCCUUUACAUAUGGACUUGAUGCUCAAUGGACAGAGAAGGACCUAACCGAAGCCAAGUUGAGAGUGUUUCAAAGCAUAGACGCACCAAUCAACAUUGCAAGUCAAGGUGCAACUCAUUUCUUUGAAGGUAUAAGUGAUGAUUUGAGACAAGAACGAAGAGAGAAUUUCUUGAGCACCACUAUUCAGGAUUUGCAACAUGUGACGCAAAAUUAUCUUGUAAAGAAUCCAAAUAACUUGUCAACUGUCAUUGGAGAUGAAGCGUUGUUGAAAGUUGACAACAGUUGGAAGAUCAAAAACCUCAAACUAUAG
Lodderomyces theae is the source of this 3090-nucleotide messenger RNA. RefSeq names its product Cym1p (gene CYM1). NCBI's taxonomy places the organism in Eukaryota, Fungi, Ascomycota, Pichiomycetes, Serinales, Debaryomycetaceae. Gene Ontology annotation, biological process: protein processing. The coding region runs from base 1 to 3090 and encodes 1029 amino acids. Gene Ontology annotation, cellular component: mitochondrial matrix. The record is from RefSeq and is a predicted model, not a curated record. Gene Ontology annotation, molecular function: metal ion binding. The transcript has a single exon.